AUGUCUGCCAAUACCGUACACGUCAAAAAUAUCUCUUCGCAGACCAGCGAAAAGGAAGUCAAAGACUUCUUCAGCUUCUGUGGAAAGAUUACAAGCCUUGAAGUUGGAUCCGUUGGAGAGACUCAAAAUGCUACCGUUCAGUUCGAAAAGGAAACCGCAGCUAAGACCGCUUUGUUACUCGACAACACCCAACUUGGUUCUACUCAAGUUAAGGUUACAAGUGCAUCCGGCUCCAAUGAGGAUGAUGGAAGCCAUUAUACUACCAACGAACAACGUGAUAACGACGACAUUACCCAAGAGGAGAAGCCAAGAAGCCGCAUCAUCGCAGAAUAUCUUGCCCAUGGUUACGCUAUCGGAGAUACCGCUGCUCAACGUGCUAUCGACCUUGACCAGAAGCAUGGAGUUUCCAACCGCUUCCUCGCCACCUUAAACGGCCUCGACAGCAAGUACCAUGCCACUGAGAAGGCCAAGGGUGUUGAUCAAUCAUACGGCGUUACCCAAAAGGCCAGCUCUCUUCUUUCCGGUUUGACCUCUUACUACGAAAAGGCCGCCGGAACCCCAACUGGUCAAAAGCUUGUCAACUUCUACACACAAACUUCCCGCCAAGUUCAAGACAUCCAUGCCGAGGCUCGUCGUUUGGCAGAUAUCAAGAAGCAGGAAAGCACACAAAAGGUUCCUGGCACCGAGAAGACAACUUGUAAGUGUGGUUCAGUUUCUGGAGACUGCCCAUGUGCUCCCGGGUCUUGUGCGUGCAGCGAUUGUGGCAAAUCCGAUGUCAAGAAGGUUCCGGGUACUGAUAAAACAACCUGCGAUUGCGGCGGUAAUACUUCGAAAUGCGGCUGUGCUCCUGCGGUUGUUGACUCGACCAAGGUUGCACCUCUUGAACCUCAAUCUGAGAAGUCAACCUUUGCUUGA
This is a messenger RNA of Sclerotinia borealis F-4128, 915 nucleotides long. Lineage: Eukaryota; Fungi; Ascomycota; Leotiomycetes; Helotiales; Sclerotiniaceae. The record is from the annotation of a GenBank genome assembly.